GAAAACAUAUUUGAAAACAAAAAUACACCAUUGAAGAAGAUCAUAUAGAUCAUGGAGGCUCUCAAAUCUUUUGCCCUUUUGAUUUUGGUUUUGGCAUUUGCAAGCAAAGUUGAUCAAUCUUAUUGUGGACGAGAUUCGAAGUACCAGCUUCCAUUGACGGAUUGGACAGUAACGAUUAUAAACUAUCAAAUAAAUGCAUCUCUACAGGUUCAUUGCAAAUCAAAAGACGAUGAUUUAGGCGUACACGUUAUACAGAAUGAAGGAGAGCAUUAUAGCUGGGGAUUCAAGGAGAAUUGGUUGCAAACAACUAAGUAUUGGUGUGACUUUCAAAGCAAAUUAGGGCAUGCUUCGUUUGAGGUAUUUUGGCCAGAGAGAGGAACUUGGUUUUCAGAUCGUUGUGGUAGUAAUUCAAAUUGUGUCUGGGUUGCUGCCCAUGAUGGCUUCUCUUUGCUUAAUGCUCCUGCAAAAACUUUGGAGUUUCAACAUCCAUGGCUACACUAGAAUAACAAUAUAUGUAUAAUAAUUUCCUAUUUACUAUAAAUAAAAUAACAACCCUACUAAACUUCUUUGCUUUA
Molecule: messenger RNA, 575 nt
Organism: Cucumis sativus (cucumber)
Lineage: Eukaryota; Viridiplantae; Streptophyta; Magnoliopsida; Cucurbitales; Cucurbitaceae
Product: S-protein homolog 1
Exons: 2
Coding region: 52-501 (149 amino acids)
Source: RefSeq, a predicted model, not a curated record